Messenger RNA from Galleria mellonella (greater wax moth), 1266 nucleotides. RefSeq lists its product as uncharacterized. Gene Ontology annotation, molecular function: odorant binding. Lineage: Eukaryota; Metazoa; Arthropoda; Insecta; Lepidoptera; Pyralidae. Gene Ontology annotation, biological process: sensory perception of smell. Bases 102 to 1055 code for a protein of 317 amino acids. The record is from RefSeq and is a predicted model, not a curated record. The transcript is spliced from 9 exons.
GCUUAGUAUAUAUAAAUAAGUCGGAUAUUUAAUUUAAUAGAACAGAUACAGACGUGUGCUUCCAAAGCGUAUAUCGUGAAUUUUGUGUUGACAGAGUAAAAAUGAAUUCUUUUCUCUCUUUGGCCGUUUUGACGAUUGCGUUAAGCUAUGUUACAGCCUUAACCCAAGAAGAGUUGGAUAAAGUCCGAGAGCCAAUGCUCAACUUUAUUAAAGAGUGCAGUAAAGAUUAUGGCGUAUCCGACGAUGAGUUGAAAGCGAUCAAAGAAUCCGGCAAAGUCGAUGGCGUCGAGCCUUGUCUUAUUGGCUGUGUGUUUAAGAAAGCUGGUUUUAUUGACGGCGAUGCAAAAUUCUUGCCUGACAAAAUUAAGGAGCUGAGCAAGAAGUACUUGAGCAACGAAGAGGAUAUUGCCAAGUUUGGUACUAUAGUGGACACUUGUGCUGCAGCAAACGACGAACAAGUAACCGGCGGUGACCCAGCGUGCAUUAGAUCCAAACUGGUACUGGAGUGCUAUGCUAAACACAGGGAAGAAUUGCUACAGACGCGAGGUGCACUUCCAAGGUUUAUGUAUAACGUGAGUUUUGUAUCUGGAGUUAAUAUUAUAUUUAAAAUGAAUUCAUUUCUAUGUUUGGUGAUAUUGGGUAUUGCUGUUAGCAACGUUACAGCCCUGACCAACGAUGAAUUGGACAAGAUCCACGAGUCGAUGGUGGUCUUCAUCAAGGAGUGCAGCAAAGAAUUUGGCGUGUCCGAUGAUGAGCUGAAAGCAGCCAAAGAAUCCGGCAAAGUCGAUGGAGUCGAGCCUUGUCUUAUCGGAUGUGUGUUUAAGAAAGCUAAUUUUAUUGACGGCGAUGGAAAAUUCUUGCCCGACAAAGUUAAAGAGAACGCUAAGAAGUAUUUGAGCCAGGAGGAGGACCAGACCUUGUUUGGAUCAGUUGUGGACACUUGCGCCGCAGCAAAUGACGAAGAAGUGACAGACGGUGACGCAGGAUGCGUGAGAUCCAAACUCGUAUUCGAAUGUUUCAUCAAGCACAAGGGAGAUUUCAAAGUAUCCCGUUAAAGAUCAUAUUGAAUAAAUGCUGAAGAGAUUGUUAAUGAAAACGACAACGGGCCUGUAUAAAAAAUUAAGAGUAUUCACCACCAAAACAAAAUGAAUUCUUGUUGUUUCUGAAUGAAGAAUCAACUGUUUACAUAUGUACGUUUGCAAUUUAUUUUAUACUAUUUAUGUUUGAUUACUUGUAAUAAAAUGUUUUAAAGUUUUGUUUACGUUA